This is a messenger RNA of Uncinocarpus reesii 1704, 657 nucleotides long. RefSeq lists its product as uncharacterized. Bases 1 to 657 code for a protein of 218 amino acids. Gene Ontology annotation, biological process: transmembrane transport. The transcript has 2 exons. The record is from RefSeq and is a predicted model, not a curated record. Lineage: Eukaryota; Fungi; Ascomycota; Eurotiomycetes; Onygenales; Onygenaceae. Gene Ontology annotation, molecular function: transmembrane transporter activity.
AUGGUUAUCGCACGAUUCUUCAAUGGCAUGUCGGGAAGCGCUUUCUUGAGCGUGGCGGGCGGAACUGUGGGUGAUAUAUUUGAGCGGCACCAGCUAGCAGCGCCGAUGAUGGUAUACACAGCUAGCCCGUUUAUGGGACCGGAGAUUGGGCCUUUGCACUGGGUCUACUACGUUUUGCUCAUGUGGGGAGGAGCCGUCGCGGUUUCCAUCAUCCUGUUUGUUCCAGAGACGUAUCAUCCCGUUUUGUUGCGACGCAAAGCAGUGAGUCGUAGAAAGCAAACCGGAGAUGACAGGUGGAUCGCACCUAUAGAAAAGCUGGACAAAUCCUUGGUAAAGACCGUGCUUCGUUCGGUAUACCGGCCCAUGCUCCUACUUGUAUUCGAACCAAUGUGCCUCAAUCUUUGCGUUUUCUCCGCAAUCCUUUUGGGGAUCCUGUACCUAUUCUUUGGGGCAUUCCAACUGGUCUUUUCGACUAUCUACGGCUUCGAACUCUGGCAAGUUGGAGUGAGCUUCUUGGGAUUGCUGGUGGGAAUGGCAAUUGGAACUGCAAGCGAUCCAAUAUGGUCAAGAAAUUAUGGGCGUCUUACCCGUAAGCGGCAACAAGCUGUGGGGAGAGAAGAGUUCGAACCGGAAUGGCGAUUACCACCCGGUGAGUAA